Molecule: messenger RNA, 741 nt
Organism: Loa loa (African eye worm)
Lineage: Eukaryota; Metazoa; Nematoda; Chromadorea; Rhabditida; Onchocercidae
Product: zinc finger protein
Exons: 2
Biological process (GO): regulation of transcription by RNA polymerase II
Molecular function (GO): RNA polymerase II cis-regulatory region sequence-specific DNA binding; DNA-binding transcription factor activity
Source: RefSeq, a predicted model, not a curated record
CCACAAAAGGAAUCGUUGGAUUUAUCAAUGUCAAGAAUAACUGAGGAACGGAUUAAACCAUCAGCUCCAUCAGCGCCUCAUGUGAGAGGGGAACAAAUAGAAUUCAACGAAAUUGAUCAGAAUGACGUAAGCUCGUUGAACGCACCAAUUCAAGAAGAAAUAUGCCGAAGAAAAUCUGGCAUGCGAGGUAUCAAAAAUGAAACGUCCAACGAGAGACAUCAAAAUGAAACGUCCAACGAGAGAUAUCAAAAUGAAACGUCCAACGAGAAAUAUCAAAAUGAAACGUCCAACAUCCAAACAAUCGAAAGGAAACAGUCCAAAGGAAACAAAGGUAACAUCAAAAGGAAACAUCCAGAGCGUUCGACUCAUAUAGGUGAGAAGCGGUUCAAAUGCGAAACAUGCCUGAAGAGGUUCACUGCAUCAUCGGGUUUAUGUAAACAUAAGAGGACUCAUACCGGUAAGAAACCGUACAGUUGUUCGAUAUGUGGGAUGAAUUUCACCGUUUCAUCAAAUCGGCGUAGACAUAUGAUGACCACUCAUACUGGUGAAAAACUGUACAAUUGUUCUGUGUGCAAUAAAAAAUUCUCUCGAUCAUGUAGUAUGAAACUUCACAUGAAGAUUCAUGACAAUGAUAGGCGUAGAUUCAACUGCCAUGUAUGCAGCAAGGCUUUUGUGACGAAAUCCUAUUGGAAAAAACACAUGGAGAAUUGCACCUUGAAUGAACUGAUAGGCGGAUUUUGA